AUGGAUAAGCUAUGGUUAAUAUUUUUGAUUUGUCUAGUCUUGUUCUUUUAUUCAUUUAGUAACUACCGGAGUCGUCUAUGGAUACCUACGAGAUUGAAUAUUUCAUUAGACAAAUCUGAGGAUUCCAAGGCAGAACUGUUAAAUACUUAUUUAUUAGGCUCUUCAAGUGUUCAUAAUUCGAAUAUAUUAUCGAAAAAUAAAUCAUCAUCGUAUACUCAGUAUGCUGAAAGCCAAUCUAUGGUGCCCGUUGCAAAUGAUGUGGUGGAAGACAUAAAUAAAACUAUAAUAAUUUGCUCUAUAAAUAACAGAUACAUUGGAUGGGAAGCAUUAGGGCGAUUGGGUAACAUGAUGUUUCAAUAUGCUGCGAUAUAUAGUUUGGCGAAGGACACGGGAAAAAUUCCAACUUUAUUGGUAUCAACUGAAUAUUUAGAAGGAGCAAAAAUGUCCGAUUAUUUUAAAUUAAGUUAUCGAGAAAUGCCUGAAUUACCAAUGAAUUGUUAUAGUAGAGCUUCUGCCUUAAUUGGAUCUAAUGGGAGUUUAGAAAAAAGAUUUGACCUUCUAGCAUAUAAUACCUUACUAAUCGAUAAAGUAAAAAAUGAUGGAUAUAAUGUAUUCGAAGGGUACCCUAAUUCAUACAAAUAUUUUGAAAAAUAUAAAGAAGAAAUCAGGAGGGAGUUUACUUUCAGGAAGAAAAUCAAAUCUAAAGCUGACAGAUUUUUGGGAAAAAUAAAAGCGAGCUAUUUUGAGUCUAUUAACCGCCAUGCCGAGUCUAAAAACCGACAGCUGAUAUUCGUAUCCAUUCACAUUCGAAGAACGGACAUGAUCAGAUGGAUGGUAUAUAACCAAGGCACAAUUUCGGGAUUAGCUUACAUCAAAAAAGCUAUGAAUUGGUUUAAGGGUUAUUUUACCAAUUUAAAUGUUUACUUGAAUGAUAACAGAUCCAAUAAAUCUCUAAACUAUCAUUUCGCGUUUAUAGCGUGCAGCGAUGAUUUAGAGUGGUCCCGCGAAAAUUUGGGAAAUAUCGACAAUAUAUAUUUUUGCCCGGGAAUUUCACCGAUCGACGAUUUAGCCAUACUCGCAUCUUGUAAUCAUACGAUUCUAACGCAAGGCACAUAUGGGUGGUGGGGAGCCUACUUGAGAGGAGACUUGGGAGAUGGUAGCAUAACAAUUUACCCUUCAAACUUUUUAGCAAACACAUCCAUUCAAUUUAUCAAAAAAAAUUUUACGUAUGCUAAUUAUUAUCCCCAAAAUUGGAUAGGUCUGCCUAUAUAAACGAGUUAUUUUUGUGUUGGGGUACAAAUCAUAAAAAAUAUACAAUAAAUUUAUUCCCUAAUGAAAGAUUAUAUUAUGUUUUAUAUACAUUAAAUAAAUUUAUUUAUAGUAUAUUAUAUGUAUAAUAAAUUAUAUACAUCCACAUUUUUA
This is a messenger RNA of Gordionus sp. m RMFG-2023, 1422 nucleotides long. Its product is annotated as galactoside alpha-(1,2)-fucosyltransferase 2-like. The coding region runs from base 1 to 1272 and encodes 423 amino acids. Gene Ontology annotation, molecular function: galactoside 2-alpha-L-fucosyltransferase activity. Gene Ontology annotation, biological process: carbohydrate metabolic process. Lineage: Eukaryota; Metazoa; Nematomorpha; Gordioida; Chordodea; Parachordodidae. Gene Ontology annotation, cellular component: membrane. The record is from RefSeq and is a predicted model, not a curated record. The transcript has a single exon.